CAAUCCAAUUACACUUGUCCAUCCUCCCCUCAAGAUUUCGACAGCAAUGGCUGACAGCAGACGAUUGUACGCAAGGGGCCGCAUUCUUGGGCACAAGCGCGGGAAGCAUAAUGUCCGCCCCAACACUUCCCUCCUUCAAAUCGAGGGUGUUAUUUCCAAGGAGGAUACCAAGUUUUACCUUGGAAAGCGGGUUGCUUACGUUUAUACUGCAAAGACUAAGAUCGCCGGGUCACGACUCCGCGUUAUCUGGGGGCGUAUAACCAAAACACAUGGUAAUUCAGGCGUUGUAAAAUCGAAAUUCAGGCACAAUCUGCCGCCGAACAGCUUUAACAGCAGCGUGCGUGUAAUGCUCUAUCCGUCAUCCAUUUGAUUGUGGAAUUGUUCGCAACACUCUCCUUUAUGCACUCACCAUCAUGCUGUGCACCAUACCGUGUGUUUUACGCAUCCUAAUCAUAUGUUCGACAUGCCUACGACCCCGCACGAUAUCGCUUUCCCAUUAUAACUUAUUGGGUUUGAAAUACAAAUAAUGCUUAGAAUCCUC
Messenger RNA from Cantharellus anzutake, 541 nucleotides. Its product is annotated as 60S ribosomal protein L33-A-like protein. Gene Ontology annotation, molecular function: structural constituent of ribosome. Gene Ontology annotation, biological process: ribosomal large subunit biogenesis; cytoplasmic translation. The record is from RefSeq and is a predicted model, not a curated record. The transcript is spliced from 5 exons. Gene Ontology annotation, cellular component: cytosolic large ribosomal subunit; ribosome. Lineage: Eukaryota; Fungi; Basidiomycota; Agaricomycetes; Cantharellales; Hydnaceae. Bases 47 to 370 code for a protein of 107 amino acids.